AUGGCAGGCAAGAAGAAAGAAACCCAGCUCCAGACAAUAAUAACCAAUCAAAACCAGUGGGAUGAAAUGUUGCUGACAAAAGGUGUAGUAGUAAUAGAUGUGUAUCAAGCUUGGUGUGGUCCUUGCAAAGCUGUGGUGAAUUUAUUCAGAAAACUGAAGAAUGAGUUUGGUGAAGAGGAUCUGUUGCAUUUUGCAGUGGCAGAGGCUGACAGCAUAUCAACUCUGCGACCAUUUAGGAAUAAAUGUGAACCUGUGUUUCUCUUCUGUAAUGGCAAAAUUAUUGCAAUAGUGAGAGGUGUGAAUGCUCCUCUUCUAACUAAGAAAAUAACAGAGCUAGUGCAAGAAGAAAGAAGUGCAACUGGACAGAAAGAAUGCACUGAGGCAGAUGAACUUGUUUUCCUAGAAGAGAAAUCAUCAGAAGAGGAUGUUGCGGAGAAUGCACCCGAGGAAGUAGUCAGAUAUUCCAUUGGAAUUAUAAAACCCAAUGAUGUUUUAGAGGGACGUGUAGAGGAAAUUAAACAAAAGAUUAGAGAUGCAUGAUUUGACAUUGAAGCAGCAGAAGAGAAAAUGCUAACUGAAGAGCAAAUCAGAGUAUUCUAUGCCCAGAAUAAAGAACAGCCUGAUUUUGAUGAUUUUGUUCAACUCAUGAUGACUGGACCAUGCCACGUUUUGGUAAUCACAAAAAAAGAAGAAACUGAUGCUAUUCCUCACUGGAAAGAACUACAUCAAGCGAGUGAGAGUGUGCCUGAGGAGCCUGAGGCUGGGAAGCGAGGCAGCUUGGAAAGAACUGUGGAAACUGAGAGUAUAUUAAAUAUAUGUGAUGUGCAAGACAGUGUAGAAGAUGCCAGCAGGCAGCUCGCCUUCUUCUUCCCAAAUUUUGACAGAAAGAAGACAGACCAAAAAGUUGAAAAGACUUUGGCCUUAAUUAGACCUUCUCUCUUAAAGGAAAGACGGCUUUUCCCAUUCUGCAGUGGUCCAACUCUUGUACUUGCUCUAACACGAGAAAAUGCUAUAGCACACUGGAGAGAUUUAUUAGGCCCAAAGACUGUUGAAGAUGCUAAGAAGGAAAAUCCGAACAGUUUGCGUGCAAAGUAUGCAGUCAACAACAUACCUAUUGACCAGCUGCAUGGUAGUUCUACACCCGCUGACGCUCAGAAGGAAUUACAGUUCUUCUUCCCUCAGGAGCACACACUGGCAUUAAUCAAACCAGCUACUGCUAAGAAACAUAAAGAUGACAUUAUGCAAAAAGUUAAAGAUGCUGGAUUUACCAUCUCAAAGAUUAAAGAAGCUUUAACUCGUGAAAUGGCUACACAGUUUUAUAAGGAUCACAAAGGAAAACCCUUUUUUGAACAGUUAGUGACUUGUACGACUGAGGGCCCAUCGGUGAUAAUGAUCUUAACAAAGGAAAAUGCUGUGGAAGAGUGUAGGCAACUAAUGGGUCCAACCAAUCCAGAAUUGGCAAAAGAGACAUCUCCUGAAUCAAUUCGAGCUCAGUUUGCACAAGACAUUUUGUCUAAUGCUGUUCAUGGAUCAUCUAAUGGAGAACACGCACUGAAAAGCAUUGAGUGUGUGUUUGGAGAGAAUGAUAUAGACUGA
Messenger RNA from Eurypyga helias (sunbittern), 1596 nucleotides. RefSeq names its product NME/NM23 family member 8 (gene NME8). The record is from RefSeq and is a predicted model, not a curated record. The transcript has 14 exons. NCBI's taxonomy places the organism in Eukaryota, Metazoa, Chordata, Aves, Eurypygiformes, Eurypygidae. Gene Ontology annotation, biological process: CTP biosynthetic process; GTP biosynthetic process; UTP biosynthetic process. Gene Ontology annotation, molecular function: nucleoside diphosphate kinase activity.